Molecule: messenger RNA, 434 nt
Organism: Colius striatus (speckled mousebird)
Lineage: Eukaryota; Metazoa; Chordata; Aves; Coliiformes; Coliidae
Product: forkhead box protein D4-like
Exons: 2
Coding region: 12-434 (140 amino acids)
Biological process (GO): regulation of transcription by RNA polymerase II; anatomical structure morphogenesis; cell differentiation
Molecular function (GO): DNA-binding transcription factor activity, RNA polymerase II-specific; RNA polymerase II cis-regulatory region sequence-specific DNA binding
Source: RefSeq, a predicted model, not a curated record
GAGCCGUGGCCAUGGGCGAGGCGGACCCCGGCGAGCCGCGGGAUGCGGCGGGAGCUCCGCCGGCGCUGGAGAAGCCGCCCUAUUCCUACGUAGCGCUGAUCGCCAUGGCCAUCCGCGACAGCCCCGAGCAGCGGCUCCCCCUCAGCGGCAUCUACGCCUACAUCGCCGCUCGCUUUCCUUAUUACCGCUGCGGCUCCAAGGGCUGGCAGAACAGCGUCCGCCACAACCUCAGCCUCAACCCCUGCUUCCGCCGCCUGCCCCGCCGCACCGGCCCGUCCGCCUCCGGCCGCGGCGGCGACUGGGCGCUGGACCCCGCGUUCCAGGACAUGUUCCCGGGGGGCGACUACCGCCGGCGCCGCCGCCUACUCAUUCCUAAAGAGUUGUGGCUUCAGAUGAUGCUUAAACCGUUUAGAUACCGUCUUGAUGAUCCGUGA